Messenger RNA from Harmonia axyridis, 2283 nucleotides. Its product is annotated as phenoloxidase 1-like. The transcript has 11 exons. The record is from RefSeq and is a predicted model, not a curated record. Lineage: Eukaryota; Metazoa; Arthropoda; Insecta; Coleoptera; Coccinellidae. The coding region runs from base 150 to 2213 and encodes 687 amino acids. Gene Ontology annotation, molecular function: oxidoreductase activity.
GUUAUCAAAACCACGAAAGAUAAAUGCCCGAAAUUUUCACACAUCUUUCAGUCAAAAUUUUCAUAUAAAAGAGGUAGCAAGACACAUUGAAAUCAUUGCAUUCUUCUGUUUCUUCCAGUGAAGUCAAAGAAUACUACCAGCUUUCAAUAAUGUCUUCUUCAUCUAACGCCAAAAACCAUCUUCUUCUCUUGUACGAUCGCCCCCAAGAGCCUGUUUUUGUUGCCAAGGGUGACAAAAAGUCGGUCUUCAAAGUUCCUAACAACUAUCUGGCUGAUCGUUACAAGCCUUUGGGGGUUACCCUGCAAAAUCGUUUUGGUGAAGAAGCCGGUGAAGAAAUUGCCGUUAAAAACAUCUCUCUACCGAACUUGGGUGACAUUACAUCUAUUGGUCGACAUGAGAACUUCUCUCUUUUCAUACCUAAACAUCGUAGGCUGGCUGCAAAACUCAUCAACAUCUUCUUAGGAAUGAGAAACGUUGAUGAUCUCUUAGCCUGCUGUGUCUACGCUAGAGAUAAUGUUAACCCCUACCUAUUCAACUACUGCCUCUCUGUCUGUCUCUUACAUCGUGAAGACACCAAAGGUCUUGACAUUCCAUCCGUCAUCCACUCUUUCCCAGACAAAUACGUUGAAAGUUCUGUCUUCACAAGAGCUAGAGAAGAAGCUACCAUAGUGCCUGAUGGUUCAAGGGCCCCAAUCGAGAUACCAAGGGACUACACUGCUUCAGACUUAGAGGAAGAACACCGCGUUGCUUACUUCAGAGAAGAUCUUGGCAUCAACCUUCACCAUUGGCAUUGGCAUUUGGUCUAUCCUUUUGAAGGACCUAGAGAAGUCGUCAACAAGAACAGAAGAGGCGAGUUGUUCUACUACAUGCACCAACAGGUUAUAGCUAGAUACAAUUUCGAACGUCUCUGCAACUACUUGAAGCGCACAGAACGUCUCUUGAACCUCAGAGAGCCCAUCAAAGAGGCUUAUUUCCCCAAGUUGGACAGCUUGGUUGCCAGCAGAAGUUAUCCUGCUAGAGUUGCAAACCAGAGCAUCAGCAACUUGAACAGAGAGGUUGAUCAGAUUCACCAAGACAUAGACGAUAUGGAAAGAUGGAGGGAUAGGAUCUUUGCUGCUAUCCACCAAGGGUACAUUGAAACUGAGAGUGGUGAAAGGAUUACAUUGACUGAAAAUGAGGGAAUCGAUAUUCUUGGCAACAUGAUGGAAUCUAGUAAUUUGUCUCCGAAUAGGACUUUCUACGGUGAUUACCAUAACAUGGGACAUAUCUUCUUGUCUUACAUCCACGAUCCAGAUCAUAGACAUCUUGAAAGCUUUGGAGUCAUUGGUGAUUCCACCACAGCUAUGAGAGACCCCAUUUUCUACAGAUGGCACGCACAUAUCGACGACAUAUUCCAAGAGUUCAAGGCUACAAUUCCUUCUUACCCAGUAGACCAAUUGGCUUACCAAGGUGUAACAGUUUCCAACAUAGAAAUCCAAUCGCAAGGCUCUCCGAAUAACAUGAUUAACACCUUCUGGCAACAGUCUGACGUAGACCUAUCCAGAGGUAUGGACUUCCAGCCUAGAGGACCAGUAUUCGUUAGGUUUACCCAUUUGCAACACCAGGACUUCAACUUUAGGAUCACCGUCAACAACCAAGGUGGCAGCAGGAUGGGAACCUGCAGGAUCUUCAUGGCUCCCAAAUUUGACGAGAGGGGUAAUCCUUGGUUGUUCAGGGACCAGAAGACUAUGUUCAUCGAGCUGGAUAAGUUCCCGGUGAACUUGAGGUCUGGACAAAACACUAUCACCCGUUCUUCAACGCAAUCUUCAGUGACCAUUCCUUUCGAAAGAACCUUCAGAGAUUGGGACACAAACAGACCAGAAGGUGGGGAUGCAUUGGCUCAAUUCAACUUCUGUGGAUGUGGAUGGCCACACCACAUGCUGAUACCAAAGGGAACUGCUGAAGGCUACCAAUGCCAGCUAUUCGUUAUGAUCUCGAACUACGCCAACGACCAUAUUGAGCAAGACGUCGUUGGAACUUGCAACGAUGCCUACUCCUUCUGUGGUUUGAAGGACAGGCUUUAUCCUGAUCGUAGAUCUAUGGGAUAUCCCUUCGACAGGACACCACGUGAAGGUGUUAGGACUCUUCAGCAGUUCUUAACUCCCAAUAUGAGAGUACAAGAUGUUGUGAUCCAGUUCAACAACAGGACCGUGAGACCAAGAAGCAACAACUAAGUUAAUUGAAAAUUUAUAAUAACCAUGACAUGUACCAAGCUUUUUUUCAAUAUAUAUGCUGCAUCCAAUA